Messenger RNA from Iphiclides podalirius (scarce swallowtail), 399 nucleotides. The record is from the annotation of a GenBank genome assembly. Lineage: Eukaryota; Metazoa; Arthropoda; Insecta; Lepidoptera; Papilionidae.
AUGCCGUGCCGACUCUACCAGGCCCUGAAUUUUGGCACACCCGUUAAAUUCAUUUCGGGGCUCUCCUUGGCCCACAAUUCGGUUGACGUCACGCAGAGCGAUGAGUAUUUUCGGAACGUCCACGUGCUCUUUAGUAUACCAUUUCCAUCGGCGAGUUCACUGCGCUAUUGGAACACCAUUAAACCGACCUCUAACAAGGAGCGAGGGAGCGGGAUAGAGCGGGCGAGGGGGCGGGGUGAGCGUGCGAGCGUCGUUCGACCACGUGGUAUAAAUAGUCGCAUGCGCAGGUCCGCGCGCGCCGCUUCGCGCCAAAUCGGGAGACGCCAAUGGCCGAUAGACGCUAGGCACAACGACCGCCACCACGAUGUAUUCGCAACAAAUGCAAAUAUUACUGAAGCC